AUUUUAUAUGAAUACAACUCAAUUAGAAGGAAUUUCUUUAUCUAAAGAUUUGGAGCGAUUUAUAAAGAAAACAAAGAUAUCAAAUAAAGUAAUUAAUGGAUAGUUAGAUCAAAUCAUCACAGAAAUUGAGGAAGCUAAAUCAAAUAAUGAUUAUUCUUAAUUAAAAGAUAAAUUGCAAGUAUAAUAUUAGAUUAAGAAAGAAUUUAAAACCAUUAACAAAAAUUAAAUAAACAAAUAAUGAAUCCUAUGCUUAUAUAUCAAAGAUGGGAAAAAACAUGGAUAUGUUAUAUAAAAAAAAUUUAUAAUAUGGUCAAGAACAUAUAGAGUUAGAUAAGACAGUCCUAAUAGAAGUGAAAAAUUAAAUUAUAUAUUUAGUUAAUAAAGAAUCAUUUGUUAAGGGAUGGAGAAUUUGAGGCUUAUGAGACCUUAUUAAAAGAAUCAGGUUCAGUAGAUUCUAAUUUACAUUAAUUUUUUACAGUAACCUAAAACAUUGUAAAAGAUUUAAAAGAAAGAAAAUUAGAUUCAGCUAUUUAUUGGGCAGAAACUAGAGAAAAAAAAUCUAUGAAUUAUCUACUUUAUGAAUUGUUGAAACAAAAAGUAUUGAACUAUUUAUAUAUUAAAAAGGCUAUACAAUUAGUAUAAACUGAAGGUAUUAGAGCUGCUAUUUAUUUUUUAAGAAAUAGUUCUUCAUUUUAAGAAUAGAGUAAAGUUCAUUUAUAUGAAAUUUGUUUAAUUACAUCAUCUUUUUUAAUUUGGCCCAAUGUAGAAAAUACUAAAUACUAUUAUUUAUAUGAUGAUGAAAAAAAUUGGCCAAGAAUUUUAAAUCUAUUUUUAGAGGUAGCUGCAAAAUCUUAAAGUAAUUACUUAAAUUAUUCCAGAUAUUUUAACUAAAUCUGAAAUUAGAACUGUAUAUUCAGCUGGAUGUUUAGCUAUGCCUAAAUUAAUAAAAUAUAAUUAAAUUACAAGAAGUAAUAAUAUUUUAUAAUUCAUAUAGAUAGAUCUUCAGAAGUAUUAACAAAUGAUAUUCCUAUUGAUAUUGAAAUAGGUAAAGAAUUUAAAUAUCAUUCUUUUUUUGUAUGUCCUGUCUCUAGAGAAGUAACUAAUUCUGACAAUCCUCCAGUUUUAUUAAAAUGUGGACAUGCCAUUUCUAAAUUAUCAGCCCAUAAAAUUAUAGCUAAUAAAUCCAAAUUCAAAUGUCCAACUUGUCCUGUUGAAACAAAAAGUGCUGAUUUACCUGAACUUAUUUUUAUUUGAUAAAUACAAC
Molecule: messenger RNA, 1264 nt
Organism: Paramecium sonneborni
Lineage: Eukaryota; Ciliophora; Oligohymenophorea; Peniculida; Parameciidae
Source: the annotation of a GenBank genome assembly